This is a messenger RNA of Chaetura pelagica (chimney swift), 1788 nucleotides long. RefSeq names its product protein phosphatase 1, regulatory subunit 9B (gene PPP1R9B). The annotation marks the transcript as partial. Gene Ontology annotation, molecular function: actin filament binding. The record is from RefSeq and is a predicted model, not a curated record. NCBI's taxonomy places the organism in Eukaryota, Metazoa, Chordata, Aves, Apodiformes, Apodidae. Gene Ontology annotation, biological process: neuron projection development; actin filament organization; calcium-mediated signaling. The transcript is spliced from 7 exons. Gene Ontology annotation, cellular component: cytoplasm; dendrite; actin cytoskeleton.
CACCGCAACGCGUACGAAGCCACCAUCCAGGCCUUGGCACCGGGCAAGGAGGCCGAGGGAGAGGAAGGCAAGAAGAGCCGGGGGAAGAAGUAUGGCUCCAACGUGCACCGCAUCAAGAACAUGUUCCUGCAGAUGGGGAAGGGGCCGGGGCCCGACGGCUCCUGCGAGCUGGGCAAGGCCAAGGAGAAGCCGGUUCGUCUCUCCUUGCCCCGGGCUGGCAGCCUCCAGGAGAGCGUGGAGCAGGGCAGCCUCCUCAAACUGGGCACCAGCGUCUCCGAGAGGGUCAGUCGCUUCGACUCCAAGCCCGACAAGCCUUUCUCCAAGCUGCAGGAGACCCGUAAGAUCUUCGAGAGGAGCCCGCAGGAAAAAGCCACCAGCACCAAGCUCCUGCUGAGGAAGGAACGGGCCGGGUUCCAGGACAGAAAGCUGGACGUGGUGGUGAGGUUCAACGGCAGCACCGAGUCCUUGGACAAGCUGGACACAGAAGCUGUGUCCCCCACGGUCAGCCAGCUCAGCGCCGUCUUCGAGAAGGCCGAUCUCCGGAACAACCUGCACAAGGCACCUGGGAGGGCUGCAGGGCCCCUCAACGCCAAGGUGGUGGGCAAGAGGCCUCGGGUCUUCUUGCCAAGCCCUGAUAAGGCAGCAGGGAGGACCAGCAGGCCGGUGGAGAAGGAGGCGCCGGCCCCACGGGUGCAGGAGGUCUGCAAGAUCAAGCCGGUGGAGGUGGAGGAGAGCGGGGAGGCUGAGGAGGAGGAGGUGACGGCGGUGGGGGAAGCGGUGCCUGCCCCCCAACAGGCCAAGGAGGCCGAGGGUCCGGCGCCCACCACCCCCCGGCUGGAUGGGGGCCCGGGGGGGCCUGCGGGAGAGGAGGACGUCAAGGGUGAGAGGGUGGAGGAGGGUGAUGCCUUCGAGGAGGCCAAGAAGGAGGACUUCUCCGAGGCAGACCUGGUGGACAUAAGUGCCUACAGUGGGCUGGGGGAGGACUCGGGGGGCAGCGGGCUGGAGGAGGAGGAGGAGCUGUAUGAGCCCGAGUCGGGCUGCGUGGAGAUCCCAGGGCUUUCUGAGGAAGAGGAGCCCGUCCCCAACCGCAGGAUCCAGUUCAGCACGGCCCCCAUCCAGGUCUUCAGCACUUACUCCAACGAGGACUACGACCGCCGCAAUGAAGACGUUGACCCCAUGGCCGCGUCGGCCGAGUAUGAGCUGGAGAAGAGGGUGGAGAGGCUCGACCUCUUCCCCGUGGAGCUGGAGAAAGACUCUGAAGGUUUGGGGAUCAGCAUCAUUGGGAUGGGAGCAGGGGCUGACAUGGGCCUGGAGAAGUUGGGCAUCUUCGUCAAGACGGUGACAGAGGGGGGGGCAGCCCACCGGGAUGGCAGAUGGGACGUGUCCCAACCCCGGCUCCUCCGGCAGCUCCAGAUCAAACACGCAGUCACCGAGGCUGAGAUCCAGCAGCUGAAGAGGAAGCUGCAGUCCCUGGAGCAGGAGAAGGCUCGCUGGCGGGCAGAGAAGGCCCAGCUGGAGCAGAGUGUGGAGGAGAACAAGGAGCGGAUGGAGAAGCUGGAAGGCUACUGGAUGGAGGCCCAGAACCUCUGCCAGGCUGUGGACGAGCACCUCAAGGAGACACAAGCCCAGUACCAGACCCUGGAGCGCAAGUACAGCAAGGCCAAGAGGCUCAUCAAGGAGUACCAGCAAAAGGAGAUCGAGUUCCUGAAGAAGGAGACGGCGCAGCGGCGGGGGCUGGAGGAGUCGGAGCUGGCGCACCAGGAGGAGAUGGAGAAGCUGCAGGAGAAG